Helobdella robusta is the source of this 468-nucleotide messenger RNA. RefSeq lists its product as hypothetical. The record is from RefSeq and is a predicted model, not a curated record. Gene Ontology annotation, biological process: regulation of synaptic transmission, cholinergic; sleep; positive regulation of voltage-gated potassium channel activity. NCBI's taxonomy places the organism in Eukaryota, Metazoa, Annelida, Clitellata, Rhynchobdellida, Glossiphoniidae. The coding region runs from base 1 to 468 and encodes 155 amino acids. The transcript is spliced from 2 exons.
AUGGGUCUGACCGAACCGGCAACUCUCUCCUUCUCACUCUCUCUCCCUUUCAUCAUUUACAGUGUUCUCAUUCUCCUCUCAUUACAGCUGCCAGAGACAGAAUCGGUUGAGUGUUACGACUGCGUCUAUCCAACGGCCACAAACUGUCUUGAUGGAAGUUUCGCUUCCGAUACAAUCAAAUGUACUGGGAAAUACUGCUUACUAACUUCUGUUUAUCAAAUUAAAAAAAAGGAGUAUCAAAUCGUGAGAACGUGUAGUGACGGGAACGAUUCCAUGCCUCUUGGUUGCAAAACGCUGAAAGAAGAACCAAUAACAAUGUCUCUAUGCACCUGUAACACUGAUAAAUGCAAUGUCAGGAGCAAUCUUAACGAGACGGAACUCUGCCCUCCCACCAAACCAAACACAGGCUCUGGUUUGAAUUCUGCAAUCUGGGUGAUUGUCGUCCAUAUGGUUGUGUUGCUGCUGUGA